Chenopodium quinoa (quinoa) is the source of this 1755-nucleotide messenger RNA. RefSeq names its product ABC transporter I family member 1-like. The coding region runs from base 265 to 1104 and encodes 279 amino acids. The transcript is spliced from 2 exons. Gene Ontology annotation, biological process: cytochrome complex assembly. The record is from RefSeq and is a predicted model, not a curated record. Lineage: Eukaryota; Viridiplantae; Streptophyta; Magnoliopsida; Caryophyllales; Amaranthaceae. Gene Ontology annotation, molecular function: ATP hydrolysis activity; ATP binding; transmembrane transporter activity.
UCUCAUAUUGCCUAACUAGUUAAAGUCCCGUACAAUGCACGGAUUUUAAUAACUUAUAUAGCGAAUUACAACAUUAAUUUAACAAUUAUAUGCUAAAAAAAAAAAAUUACUAUAAAAUAUAUACAUUCAAAAAUAUUUCGAUUGAAUGCGUAUGACAAAAAUAUAAUUGCUAAAAUGGAAAGUAAAUAUUAUAGGCUAUAAAUAUUUUUUAUAAGGAAAGAUAAAGACCGGAGGAAAAUUUUUUAAUUAAGUUAUUGAUUAUUGAUGAUUUGCCUUUGUCCCUUGUUAUCAAUUUUCUCCUUAGAGCUCUUUCACGCUGCACCCCUCUUUCUCUCUCCUCCCUUGAAGCGUACUCUGACUUCUCCAUUGAAGCGGCUUCCGAGCUUUCUAUCCUCCAUUGAAGCAUUUUCCGAGAUGUCGCUAAGAAAAGCUCCACUUCCUCGCAUACUUAUCAACAAUGCAUCCUGCAUGCGAAAUGCCCAACAAAUUUUGCGCCAUGUUAAUGCCUCUGUUCAUGAUGGCGGUGGACUUGUGCUGACAGGUAGCAAUGGUUCAGGCAAAAGCACUUUCCUCCGCAUGUUAGCUGGCUUCUCCAAGCCUUCUGCUGGAGAGAUCCUUUGGAAUGGGCAUGACAUUACGCAGUCAGGAGUAUUUCAUCAAUAUAAGCUCCAGCUUGGAUGGGUUUCUCUAAAAGAUGCUGUCAAGGAAAAAUUUACAGUCCUGGAAAAUAUUCAGUGGUUCGAACUUCUUGAAGGAAAAGAAGGAAGAUCUCUUCCGGCCUUGGAGCUUAUGGGUUUGGGAAGGUUGGCAAAGGAAAAGGCAAGGAUGCUGUCAAUGGGUCAGCGAAAAAGACUUCAACUUGCUAGGCUGCUGGCAAUUGAUAGGCCUAUUUGGUUGCUGGACGAGCCAUCUGUUGCUUUGGAUGAUGAUGGUGUAAAAUUAUUGGAGUAUAUAAUUGCUGAGCAUCGAAAGAAGGGAGGAAUUGUGUUUGUGGCAACUCAUCUGCCUAUCAAGAUUGAUGAUGCAAUGUACUUGAGGUUGCCACCUAGAUUUCCUAGACGGAUGACUUUGAUCGAUAUGCUUGAUCGCAGUGACAUUGCUUGAUUUUGUGAGGCUAGUGGUUAAGUUCUUUGAAUUAAAUUUAAACCAAGACUGAGGCAUGUUAAUUAGCUUUUCAUCAGUAAACUCAGCUAACAGCAUAUGGCACUCGACUUCUUCCCCAUGCUAGAUCUUUGCAAGGUUUGACUCCAUCAGCAGCAACAUGACAAUUGGCUUUCGUGAGGAUUUAUUUCUUUGAUGAGUCAGAUUCCCUUUUGGUUCUCUGGGCCUUUCACGGUCUUAUACUGGAGUUUCUCUAGUUCAUUGGGUCUGCAUUCUACAAUCAGCUCGCUACCCUUUCGUUGCACUCCAAAGUUAUGAAUGCUGCCUUUGUGAUUGUGAAUUAUGUUGGCAUUUUUGUUCCGUGGUGAUGUAUUAUAGAUUCAGCAUAUUGGGAACUGAAAGAGCAUUACGAAUGUUGCGAGCUCUAGCCUCUCUCUUAUGGAGUGGAGUUUGUGGUAGAUUAUAAAACACACAUUGGAAUUACAUUAUGCUCCAUGAAGUUACAGUUCCAAGUAACUGCAUUAGUUUGAUUUUUUUGCUGUCUAUGAAUUUUAUCUUGGACAUUAAAUCCUUAAUCUGCCUGCAAAUCCGUAUUAUUUGUGUACAAAGUUCGAGAUUAAUACUCAUAUUAAUUAAUGGCUUGUUUGUUAACAA